AUGCUCCUGCAGUGCGCCCUUCUCCUCCUCCUCCCUGUUUUAAUCCUGGCCCAAUACGAACAGUACAGCUUUAGGAGUUUCCCCUCAAAGGAGCUCAUGCCUCUGGACACGGCUUACAACUACGCGCUGGAGCAGUAUUCGGCUCAGAACUGGGGCGAAAGUGUGAAGUAUCUGGAGAUGAGUUUGCGGAUCCAUCGCUUGCUCCGGGACAGCGAGGCUUUCUGUGGCCGUAACUGCAGCGCCGUGGCCCGGGAGAGUAAUGACACUUUUUACGCAGACAGCGCGCUCCGGGUCGUGCGCCACGUCCUGCUCCGAGCCGCCUGUCUGAAGAAGUGCAAGGCGGAUUUACCCGUGUUCAGCCAAGCGUAUCCCAAGAGAGAGCUGCUGGAGAGUUUUGAGGCGAGGAAACCCUAUCAGUAUAUCCAGUACGCGUAUUUCCAGCUGAACAACAUGGAGAAGGCAGUGGCCGCAGCGCACACCUUCCUGAAGAAAAACCCAAACGAUAAAUCUUUGACCAAAAACAUGAACUAUUACAAGACGCUGUUGGAUGUGGAGGAGUAUUUGAUCGACCAAGAAGAGCAGCCGUAUGAGAGUGUGUUUGUGAAAAGCGUGACGCAGUACAACAACGGAGACUUCAGCAGCAGCGCUCGCAACAUGGAGCAGGCGAUCACCCAAUACUUUGACCUGUACCACCUCUGUCUGUCCGGCUGUGAGGGGAACUAUGAGAUCCUGGAGUAUAAGGACUUCUAUGCAACACUGGCAGACCUGUACACGGACGUCCUAAAAUGCAAGGUGAAAUGCGAGGAGCUCCUCACGCCCACAGUUGGAGGUUUUGUUGUGGAGAAAUUUGUAGCCACCAUGUACCACUAUCUCCAGUUCUCAUAUUAUAAAUUGAACGAUGUGAAGAGUGCCGCUCCGUGUGCUGCCAGUUUCAUGUUGUUCGAUCCUCACGACAAAGUGAUGCAGCAGAACGUGGCCUACUACAGUUUCUACAGAGAGCAGUGGGGGCUGCAGGACCAGGACUUUCUGCCACGUCCUGAAGCUCAGAGUUACUUCAACCAAACAACCAAACAGAAGGAGAUGCUGGAGUUUGCACUGAAUUAUCUACAAACAGACGACGAGGAGGAGGUGGGUCCAGAGGAGACCGGCCUCUCGGCCUCUGAAAGCCCAGACGCAGAGUUUGAGGGUCUGGGGGACUACGAGGAGGCCUUCAUGGCCGACUGGUGGCAGGAGCCGCGGAGCAAGUGGGACUCUGGAGAAGUGGAUUAA
Messenger RNA from Knipowitschia caucasica, 1269 nucleotides. The record is from the annotation of a GenBank genome assembly. Lineage: Eukaryota; Metazoa; Chordata; Actinopteri; Gobiiformes; Gobiidae.